Messenger RNA from Magallana angulata, 1957 nucleotides. RefSeq names its product cyclic GMP-AMP synthase-like. The coding region runs from base 477 to 1922 and encodes 481 amino acids. The record is from RefSeq and is a predicted model, not a curated record. Lineage: Eukaryota; Metazoa; Mollusca; Bivalvia; Ostreida; Ostreidae. The transcript has 2 exons.
UUUUUCUGUCAAACACUUUAUUUUCAGAAAUGCUCAACGCACACCUUCAGUAAAAAAACGUGACCAAAACAAUCUUAAAUCGUGUAUGAUACUGCUCAACAUGUGUAGAUCUGGUUUUCUGUCAGAUAUGUCUUUUUUAAAAACAAUGAUUAGGAGCUUGUCGGAAUAUUUAUAUAGCGUUGUCAAGAACAUCUUUUAAGACCGGAGUAAAAAGCUCUAGUACCUAUUUAAUAAGAACAUAAACUUUGUGCAUUCAGAGCUUAGUUUUCUAUUCAUAAAAUCUGUAUGUGUCAAGCGUUUUAACGCCUCCGAAUAGAUAUCUGUUCUCUUUCACAAAAGAGCUCUUACAAGCGGUUCCUAAAUAGAUAAAACAACGAACUUGGAUAUAAUUGAACACUUUUAAGUAAUGGUGACGAAGAAAUCAAAACGAAAGUAGAAACAUACGAAAGGUAUUGUGAAAAUCCAGUUUCCAUUUAAUGAAUGUAAUAAUGGGUGAGGAAUUCCUAUUGCACGCUUUCAAAUUGAAAUGCGAAUUUCAAGUUAUGGUAAACGAAAUAGUAACCGCGGAUAUUGAGGCUGGUGUGAGAAAAAUGAUUGAAUUUGUUUUGCAACAGCUAAAACAACGCUGUCCCGAAUUUGAAGUGGCUGACAUAAUACCGACAGGAAGUUUUUAUGAGGGCACAAAAGUAGGAGCACCUGACGAGUUUGAUUUCAUGCUGACUUUGGCGAAGCUUUCUGUACCCGACAAAAUUUCUCUGCAUCCAGGUUGCUCUGUGUGGUAUCCUCAUAUCAAAUUACAACCAGAGGUUGAUUUUCCGUCUCAGUAUAAGGUUAAUGUUCGUCUUGAUGGAGAACAAAGCAAAGAUAAAGACUUCCUAGGAAAUCCGAGGUUCGUAGUUCUUGACUUUUGGAAGGAAAUUAAAAAAGAAAUGGCUAGCCUUAAUAAUUCUUCUGUAAAAUUUAUUUUGCCCCAUACUAAGGGAUCAAUUUCUUUUGAACCUUGUGAGAGCAAAAAACUAGAAUUUUUCUACAUACAAAAGUCGACAUUACCCGAGAAUACCAGCAUUCAGUCAGAGGUGAAAAUUUUUCCAGUAGGGAGUUUAAAAAUUGGAGUUGAUCUAAUGCUGGCUAUGGAUCAUCCUUCUUUAGAGUCAGUAGUUGAACUGCCAGGGUUUCCUAAACGUUUUAAGGAUUUACUUUUUAAACACGGAUGCCACGUAGUUCCUAAAUCAUGCCAUAUCAAUCAUAUGGCCCGUACAAAGUGUUGGUUUGUAACCUUUUCGUGCAUGGAACGUGAGCUGAUAAGCAACAUGAAUGAGCACCACAAGAAAUGUUACAAGAUUCUGAAGUCACUUAUCAGCUGUGAUAUUAACAUGUCAAGAAAAUGCAUGAACUUGUCAUCUUAUACUCUAAAAACUGCAUUUUUAUUUCAUGUAUAUGGAGAAAACGGAUGUUUAUCUUCUGAAACAUUGUCUGGAUGUGUUUGCGACGUAUUGGACUAUAUGUCCUCAAACUUGUAUCAUACAAAGAUGCCGUGCUUUUUCGCAAGAGAUAUGAACACUUGGGGGAAUAUUCUAGAAACUCCUUGGUUUCAAUGGAAGGUAUCGGAAAGUUCCUUGGACUCCGGUUAUGCGUUUGCAAUAUGCUGGAUAAAAUUAAUGUAUGCAUUUUUAAAUCAUCUGAAAAAAAUAAUCUCCGAAAAGAAUGAAAUUUCUGAGGAAGAUUCAAAAGCCCUUUUAAAAAGAUGUGAUUAUUUCAAGGCAGCAGUUGGGAACGUGAUGAAAUACUUUGUAGAACAGAGUUUAGUUUUUCAAAUUGAAGAAAAUCCGGGCUCUUUAGGGGGUUGUACAGAGGAAUUUUUCUCAAACUUUAUCCAAUACCUGAGAAACACUUAUAAUGUAGACUUAUUUUUUCUUUUGUAGAAUAUCGAUUUGUAUAAUAAAAUAUGGGUCUUUUA